CUUGCGCAGUUGCAGCUUAUCGUUCGUGAGCGGACCCCUUUCAAAGAACGUCAUGCGCAUCCCAGGUAAACUCCAAGCGAGUCGGUCGCCCCUGAAUUGACUCUGCACCGAGCUGGAUGACUACAGGCGACAUGUACGGAAAUGGCCAGACACGACUGCCCAAUCCUUAUCCGGAUGUGCAAUGUUGCUCAUAUCACACGAAAUGCACUUUGUUAGCGCAUGCACGUGCGUGGCGAUUGCGUGGGCAAUUGUCGUGUACCAUGCGUCUACGUCAGACCAUUCGAGCGACCUCGCGCACCUCGGCUCGGUGUCGGCAUCACAUGCAACAGUGUGGCUCUUUUCGUUGACGGCGACGGAAGCGCGCGUGUCGUACACUUCCGAGCACAACGUGUGGGGUGUGGUAACAGCCGACUUUUCCGACAACGACCCAACUUUGACGAUCGCGCUGCGCGAUCUCGUGGCAGACACUCGCUACACCGUCGCGAUUGCGUUCGUGAACAAAUCCACCAACGUGACAUUGCGCUCGACGACCCUGUCGUUAAAGACUCUCGCGACUUACAUGUCCACCGUUCGAUUUGCUUUUGGAUCGUGCACGAUGGCUGUCCCGUUGUUGCAUACCAUCACAGGGUUCAGUGGCAACCUCGACUACAUUGCUACGCGGCUCAAACCCGACUUCAUGCUGCUUCUGGGCGACCAAAUCUAUGCCGAUGUCGACUUGGCGCACAAUACCGAGCUCUUGUAUCGAACGACAGUUCAUGAUCACCAGUACGCCACGGUUGGAAUGUCCACGCCCAUCUUUAGCAUCUACGACGACCAUGAAAUUCGAAAUGACUGGAAUGAAGGACCUCUCGAUCCACUGUACCUCGACCGUAUUCAAUACUACACUCGGUACUUUGGCAAUCGAAACCCAGAAUCCCUUGAGAAUGGCGAGCACUAUUACACUUGGAGCACCGGUGUCGCGGCCUUCUUCAUGCUGGACGUGCGGAAGUAUGCCUCCCCCAAAGCAGCGCCAGACGGUCCGACCAAGACCAAGCUCGGGGUCACGCAGAAACAACACUUGCUUCGCUGGCUCCAAGCAUCCACCGAGCCUUUUAAAGUUGUUAUUUCGUCCAUGGUCGUGUCCGAUAUGGGCAUCCAAGCGACGGGCGAAGGAUGGGCACGAUAUGGCGCCGAGUACCAUGAAAUAUUCGACUAUGUCCAGGCGCAUAAUGUGUCGGGAGUCGUUUUGCUCUCUGGGGACUUGCAUUUUGCCGGCGUGUGGCAGCACUCACCGUACAGCUUUCUCUAUGAAGUCGGCGCGUCGCCAAUCUCAGCGUUUCCAGUGAUCCCGAUCCACUCGGUCAAAUCCACGCACAAAACGCUAUUUCAAAGCUGGACAGGGCUUCAUUUUGGACACAUCACCAUCGUGGACAAAAGUCGGAGUGACGGAAGUCCUGCGAUGGAGAUUGUGAUGUACCAAAGUCGCCUGGGCCAGCCCCGACCAGCGUUCUCCAUGCGCCUAAAUUGGACAAACACCAUUCCAAAGCCAUGGGCGAUGAAUUGAGAAGAAUGUAGCAACAUGCGAAACAAGAAAACACACCAUGCCUUGAAUGGAGUGUGUCUAGGAUCAGCUCCGUUCCUAAAUCCCGAGCCCGUUCUCUCCAUGGUAGUCACAGUAGCAUGGGACACCAACGGCAGGGGAUUGCUGGUCCAAGAAACUUCGAUUGCAUCGCGAGGCCUUGCGACUUAGUGAGUGAACUUGCCAAUGUAUUUCGCAUGGCA
Molecule: messenger RNA, 1761 nt
Organism: Aphanomyces invadans
Lineage: Eukaryota; Oomycota; Saprolegniomycetes; Saprolegniales; Verrucalvaceae
Exons: 6
Coding region: 182-1543 (453 amino acids)
Source: RefSeq, a predicted model, not a curated record